Molecule: messenger RNA, 429 nt
Organism: Tetrahymena thermophila SB210
Lineage: Eukaryota; Ciliophora; Oligohymenophorea; Hymenostomatida; Tetrahymenidae
Exons: 1
Source: RefSeq, a predicted model, not a curated record
AUGAGUUCCUAAUAACUACUUGAAGAAAAAACUGUUGACCACUUCAAAGGACUUAGCAAUAUAACUAAUACCCUGCAUGAAUUACUAAAAUGUCGCCCAGACAUUUCUAUAUUAAUAUCUAGAUUAAAUUAAGAAUAUUAUAAAAAUGACCUCUUAGCAAGACCUAAUUUAGCACAUACAGUCACUCAGGAAGAUCUUGAUUUGAUAUGGUCUCUAUAUGCUAAAGUAGUACCAUAUCAUCUCACCUCCUUAUCAUAUUGGUAUGACAAGGCAAAAAAGCCAAUGGUUUUUGAAGAAUUUAAGAUGUUUAGAAGAAAAAUUUUAAAACUAUGCUAUUACCACUUAUAGUUAUGCCAAUUUGAUAAGACUUUAGAUAUUGAUACUUCUACAUUAAAUAUAAUCUUUUAAGAAUUUAAGAAAAUAAUGUGA